AUGAGGAGGACUGGGCAAAGGCCUUCAGAGCAAAAUUCGACGCGGUAUGCAUGUGCUUCUGGGACCGCAUCGAAGCUAGGUGCUCACAUCCCGUUCCGGUACCUGCUACACCGGCAAGGAGCCACUGCACACUCCCCAACACGCAGUCGGGUCGCUCAAGCAAAGCGCUGCCACCACGAGAGCGGGCACAAGCCAAGGAGACUCAGCAGAAGAAGUGAAGACCGGGCAUUACCCGCCCGAAGCAACCACACAGAGGCCGAGCAAAAGCGCCAAAGACACCUGCGGGAGGCCUCAGCAGACCUCCCACCACCAUGUGGGGUCCCGAUGGCCCACAACCAAAAAAGCACCGCCACCGGACAAAGCGCCCGCCGACAUCACCUGCCCACCAUGCAGCCAGCAUCGCUGAAACAGACCCAAAGGGCAGAGACACCCAGCCACCAGACACACACCCAGCCAGCAACAAUCUUUUACCACAGCCAGGACCGAAGACGUCACAGCGGACCAGCCCCUCAAUAG
This is a messenger RNA of Pelobates cultripes (western spadefoot toad), 516 nucleotides long. NCBI's taxonomy places the organism in Eukaryota, Metazoa, Chordata, Amphibia, Anura, Pelobatidae. The record is from the annotation of a GenBank genome assembly.